CACAAGAGAAAUGGCAUCCCGGUGGCUGUUGUUGCUUCUUCUCGGAGUCGCCGGCUGUGGUGGCGGCGUUCUUCAAGUCCAAGGCCAGGUCGAUAGCUUAGGUUUCAUAAGCAUAGACUGCGGUCUCCCGGGGGAGACGGGCUACGCGGACAACACCACCAAGCUCUGGUACACCCCGGACGCCGGCUACACUGAUGCCGGCACCAACCGCAACAUCUCCCCUGAGUACCAGGCAGGUAAGAGCUGGCGUAAUGUCCGCAGCUUCCCUGAUGGCGUGCGGAACUGCUACACGCUUCGGUCCCUCGUAUUCGGGCUCAAGUAUCUCAUUCGGGCCAUGUUCAUGCACGGCAACUACGACGGCGUCAAGAUGUGGCCCAUUUUUGACAUUCACAUCGGCGUGAACUACUGGCAGACUGUGAACAUAACAGACGGCGACAUGCCUGUGAUUGCCGAGAUCAUCACUGUCAUCUCCGGCGAAUCCGUCCAGGUGUGCCUCGUGAACACCGGUUCCGGGACGCCGUUCAUCUCCAGCCUCGAGGUGAGGCCUCUGAAGAACAAGCUCUACCCGCAGUCGGACGCGUCCCAAGCACUGGUUCUCGUCGCGAGGGCCAACAUUGGCUCCGAUAAAUCCAUCAGGUACCCCGACGAUCCACAUGACCGUAUAUGGAUCAAGUUGCCCACGGGGUAUGGAUGGUCGCCGAUCUCAACGACCUACGAGGUGCAGAACGACGUCAAUGACGUUUUCGAGGCACCAUCCGCCGUGACACAAACCGGAGUAACGUCCAUCAACUCCUCCAGACCCAUCUUUUUCACCCAGGAUGCACAACCCAAUGGCAACGCCAAAGAUCUAGUGCCCGGGUACGUUUUCAUGAUGUACAUGGCAGAGCUGCAACUUCUUCCGAGCAACGCCCUCCGCCAGUUCUACAUCAAGCUCAACGGCAAGCUCUGGAACACCAAAACUCUCGGCCUGAAGUACCUCGAGACGACUGUCAUGUACAAUGAAAAACCUGAUUACGCCUCCCACCAAUACAUCUUCUCAUUGGAGGCCACCACCAACUCCACGCUCCCGCCCAUCGUUAACGCCCUUGAGAUCUUCUCCGCCGUUCCGACCACUGGUAUAUCCACUGCAGCUCAGGAAGUUUCUGCCAUGACGACCAUCAAGGACAAGUACCAAGUGAAAAAGAACUGGAUGGGCGAUCCUUGCGCACCCACGAAUUACGCGUGGAAAGGAUUGCAUUGUAGCUAUGCUGUUUCUACCCCACCAACUAUCAAAGGCUUGAAUUUAUCUUCCAGUGGUCUGAGUGGCAACAUUUCAUCUUCUUUUGCAAGCCUCAAAGGUUUACAGUACUUGGAUUUGUCACACAACAAUCUGACGGGCUCCAUUCCCGACGCCCUUUCACAAUUGUCAUUGCUCACACUUCUAGAUUUAACAGGAAAUCAGCUCAGUGGGUCAAUUCCUUCCGGACUUCUCAGAAGAACCCAAGAUGAGUCCCUAACACUUAGAUAUGGUAAUAAUACAAAUCUCUGCAGUAACGGCAACUCAUGUCAGCUUGCAAAAAAGAAGAGCAACUCUAUGGUUGCUGUCUAUGUUGCAGUUCCUGUAUUUUUGGUACUGAUGGUUGUGCUUUUGUCUGUACUAAUUUGCAUGCGAAGGAGAAAGCAAGGAAUAAUAACCAAUAGUGUAAGGCCGCAAAAUGAGGUAAUUAACAGGAAUGGACACACCUCACUACGACUCGAGAAUCGCCGAUUCACGUACAGUGAAUUAGAGGCUAUCACGAAUGGCUUCCAACGAGUGAUCGGCCGAGGAGGGUUUGGGAAAGUCUAUGAUGGUUUCUUGGAGGAUGGCACCCAGGUGGCUGUCAAACUGCUGUCUGAAUCUUCCAACCAAGGGGUACAAGAAUUCUUGGCAGAGGCUCAGACCUUAGCGAAGAUUCAUCACAAGAAUCUUGUGUCCCUGUUUGGCUACUGCAAGGAGAGGGAGUGCAUGGCUCUUGUCUACGAGUACAUGUCUGAAGGAGCCCUAGACAAACAUCUUAGAGGGAGAGACAACAACACAAGAACUUUAACCUGGAAACAAAGACUCCUUAUCGCCAUGGAAUCCGCACAAGGGCUUGAGUAUUUGCACAAGGGGUGCAAUCCGCCCUUCAUUCACAGGGACGUGAAGACAUCCAACAUUCUGCUGAAUGCAAAGCUGGAGGCUAAAAUCGGCGAUUUUGGCCUGCUCAAGGCUUUCAAUAACGACUGUGAUACCCACGUGUCCACAGCCAGGGUGAUUGGGACACCCGGUUACCUUGACCCUGAGUACAAUGCUACGUUUCAGCUGACCAACAAGAGUGACGUGUUCAGCUUCGGUGUAGUGCUACUUGAGAUAGUCACAGGGAAACCACCCCUCCUGAACGAUCCAGAGCCGAUGAGCAUCAUUCAGUGGACGCGUCAGCGCCUUGCCCGUGGCAAUAUUGAGGGUGUAGUGGAUACACGCAUGCACGGCGACCAUGAUGUCAAUGGCGUAUGGAAAGUCGCUGACACCGCACUCAAGUGCACUGCCCAGGCGGCGGAGCAGCGACCCUCAAUGACCGAGGUGGUGGCAUUGUUGCAUGAGUGCCUUGAGCUUGAGGCCGCGCGUAACCACAUGAAUGCAGGGUUCUACACGGCUGGGAGUGGCGGUAACGUGGAUGGCUACGGUGGGUAUGCCACUGGCAUGUUGACUAAUGUGAGCCAAAGUAGCUCUGCAUUUGAGAUGGAACAUUUGGGCAGAGUACCAACAAUGUCUACAGGUCCAGCUGUGAGGUGAGAAGGGGAUUGGGAUACUGAAUGGCCUCCACCUCCAAUCCAUAAGUUCUUUUCCGUUUUAUCUCAAGGGAAUUCAAGUCUUUUCGAUGAUUAGUUUUUUGUUGAUUAAUUUUCUCACAUGUAAUGUUUUUUGUUGGCUUUUGUACACAUGUGAAUGAGAACGAGAUAACGCUUGAUAAAAAUGUGAGAAAGAAGCUCGUUUGUCCUUUUUCUUUUUUCAAAAGCGCUGUUUAGAAUAUGACUUUUAACGAUGAUGGUGAUUCAAUUUUUUUUUCUACGAGAGGAA
Messenger RNA from Triticum dicoccoides, 3076 nucleotides. RefSeq names its product probable LRR receptor-like serine/threonine-protein kinase At1g05700. NCBI's taxonomy places the organism in Eukaryota, Viridiplantae, Streptophyta, Magnoliopsida, Poales, Poaceae. Gene Ontology annotation, molecular function: ATP binding; protein binding; protein kinase activity. The record is from RefSeq and is a predicted model, not a curated record. Gene Ontology annotation, biological process: protein phosphorylation. The transcript is spliced from 14 exons. Bases 11 to 2791 code for a protein of 926 amino acids.